This is a messenger RNA of Jaculus jaculus (lesser Egyptian jerboa), 2304 nucleotides long. It is a transcript of the gene Thumpd3, whose product is annotated as THUMP domain containing 3. The transcript has 10 exons. NCBI's taxonomy places the organism in Eukaryota, Metazoa, Chordata, Mammalia, Rodentia, Dipodidae. Gene Ontology annotation, biological process: tRNA methylation. Gene Ontology annotation, molecular function: tRNA (guanine) methyltransferase activity; RNA binding. The coding region runs from base 162 to 1691 and encodes 509 amino acids. The record is from RefSeq and is a predicted model, not a curated record.
CGACCUCGCCAGAGCUGGGCCCUAGGGAUGAGCCAUCAGACCCGGUUGGCUAACUUCCGCUUCCGGGGCGGCAGAGCGGCGUCCAGUGGCAUGCUGUGAGCACGCACGCCCGUGGGUGCGGCGGUGGGGAUCGUGUUAGGCAUCUUGGAAAUAUUGCCAUCAUGUCUGGCAUUCAAGAAGCUACCAACCAAUUCCUUGAUGUAACCCUUCAUGAUAACCAGAGGUCUGUUCCAAGGGCAGAAAGUGACAUCAGAAGUGAGUCUGAGCAUCUCCAUGUCACCAUUGGAGCCACUGUACCUACUGGCUUUGAGCAAACAGCUGCAGAUGAAGUGAGGGAGAAAUUGGGAUCAUGGUGCAAAAUCAGCAAAGACCGUGGCAAGAUAUAUUUUGACAUUGCUCUGGAAAGUCUGCCUCAGGUUCAUUGUCUGAGAUCAGUUGAUAACUUGUUUGUGGUUGUUCAAGAGUUUAAAGAUUACCAGUUCAGAAAUACAAAGGAAGAAGUUCUAAAGGAUUUUGAAGACUUGGCUGCAAAACUCCCAUGGUCAGAUCCUUUAAAAGUGUGGACACUUAACACCAGUUUCAAGAAGAAAAAAACAAAGCGCAAAAAGAUAAGCCAGAAUUCAAGUAAAGGAAAGCUUGAAAGUGGACAAGGUGACAAAUUUGAUGAGAAGGAUGGUCAUGAAGAACCUGGCAGGAAUGCUUUGGAUUCACAUAUCUUAGACUACUAUGAAAACCCGGCCAUCAGAGAGGAGGUCUCAACAUUAGUAGGUGAUGAUUUGGCAUCUUGCAGUGAGAUUGAUGGAAGCCCAAGAGAAGAAACUGAGCCACAAGUGCGGAAGUUUAGAGUUACAUGCAACAGAGCAGGGGAGAAACACUGCUUUACCUCAAAUGAGGCUGCAAGAGAUUUUGGGGGUGCUGUACAAGAUCAUUUUAAGUGGAAGGCUGAUAUGACCAACUUUGAUGUGGAGGUUCUCUUGAAUAUCCAUGACAAUGAAGUCAUUGUGGGCAUUGCAUUGACUGAGGAGAGUCUCCAUCGCAGAAAUAUUACACAUUUUGGACCUACAACUCUUAGGUCAACUCUUGCCUACGGGAUGCUCAGGCUCUGUGCACCUCAACCUACUGACAUAAUAGUUGAUCCAAUGUGUGGAACAGGGGCAAUACCAAUAGAGGGGGCUACUGAAUGGUGUAACUGUUACCAUCUUGCUGGUGAUAAUAAUCCCCUGGCUGUGAAAAGAACAGCAAAUAACAUCGCAUCUUUAUUGACCAAGAGCCAAAUCAAAGAAGGCAAAACAUCAUGGGGCUUGCCUAUUGAUGCUGUUCAGUGGGAUAUCUGCAACCUACCAUUGAGAACCGGUUCUGUAGAUAUUAUUGUUACAGAUAUGCCAUUUGGAAAAAGGAUGGGCUCCAAGAAGAGAAACUGGAAUCUUUAUCCAGCAUGUCUCCAGGAGAUGAGCCGUGUCUGUAGACCAGGGACAGGCCGAGCUGUAUUACUUACUCAGGACAAGAAAUGCUUUACCAAGGCAUUGUCAAGAAUGGGACAUGUAUGGCGAAAGGUUCACACUGUCUGGGUGAACAUAGGGGGUCUUCAUGCUGCAGUUUAUCUUCUGAGACGUACACCUCAAGCUUUUGUUCAUCCUUCAGAACAAGAUGGAAAAGAACUCGGUAAUGCAAAGAAUGAAGAUGACCAAUAGUAUUUAAUUCUUAACACUGGAAAUGUUAACACACAAAGAACUUGACUUAGGAAAAAAAUAGAAAAGUCUUUUAUUUAACCUGUAUUCCAAGCGUAUCAAGAGAAUAGACCUUUCCCAUGGAACUGUUUGAGGUACCUAGCUAGGCAGUUAACAUUGCUUUAAAGAUUAUGCUCAGGACUAAGUGUUAGAACACUUUAUUCAACAGCCUGUUUUCCAGUGUAGCAAAUGGAGAGGACAUAAUCAUAGACCAUCUAUUUUUGCCUUUGUAGCCUUGGAUUUACUUAGUAGAAGUUCUUUACUUCAGCCUCCCCCACCCCUAAAAAAGGCAUUAUUACAUUUUGUGAAACCCCAAGAUGAAAUCUUAUAAAACCUGUAGGAAAGUUUAUCAUCUGUCUUAAUAAUAUAUACAUGUUGUUUAGGUUAAUAUACAGACCUAAAAAGAAAAGAGGGCUAGGGCUUACUAAAAGGUUUGUAAACAUACUUUAUUAGUAUAGGACAUUUCUGUUUUAUGAAAAGCAGAAACAUUGAUAGGUAUGGGCAAAUUAAAGGAUUUCUUUUAGUACACAAAGUUGUUACUUUUCAAGGUGUCAAAAAGUAAACCUGGUCAAUUUUC